CUCCCAUGCUACUAUGCUGUAUUGCUAUUACAAUUGCUCUGAAAGAGUCUUAAACACCGACUCACUCACUCUUGUAUAAAGCAAUGAAUGAAAAGAAAGGCCCUCACACUGCAAUUUGUAAUUGCAAUAUUUACUCCAAAUUUCCUCAUUCUGCAUACUUCUUGGGAUUUUUCCAAACAAUUAAUACAUUUCCUGGCCACAAUUUACACUCUUCUUCUACCCAACAAUUCAAUUCAAUUCAAUUCAGCUCUAUCACUUUCUCUCUCUCUCUCUCCUCUCUCUCCCUAUACCCUCCACCUCUCUCCCUCAAUUUAAUUAAGCUUUAAUUCACCCCCUUCAAUUUUUCUUAUAUAAAAUGGCCUACAUGUUCCAACCACUUCACACAGUUCACUUUCUUGCUGCUGCCGGAGCUUUUUCUAAUCACCUUUAGCAACACUUUCCUCCUUCAACCUUCUUUUAAGGUAACAUACUUUUGCAGAAAGAAAAAGGGGCAAAAACAAUGAGUCGAAGAAAUGGAAGUGGUCCAAAACUUGACUUGAAACUUAACCUAUCACCACCAAGGGUUGACCACAGAAGAGUUGAGUCAUCACCAACAAGAUCAGCAACAGUGUCACCUACAUCCCCACCAAGUUCAUGUGUGUCCACUGAGCUAAACCAAGAAGAUGGAAACAACCAACAGAGAUACUCUAACAGCCCAGAAGCCACUUCCAUGGUUUUGGUUGGUUGUCCUCGUUGUCUUAUGUAUGUCAUGCUUUCUGAAGAUGAUCCAAAGUGCCCUAAAUGUAAAAGCACUGUUUUACUUGAUUUCCAUCAUGAAAACAACAACUCCAAAAGGAGGAAUUAACUGCAUGUUUGGAAUUACAGUGAGUUUAACGAAAUCACAGUAGCGCCGUCGUUUGGUUGAAGCUUCAAAAUGUAGUUUUUGCCAAAAUUACGGUAAUAAAAAACUCACAGUCAAUCCAAACAUGCAUUAAGUGUAGGUUACCCUGUUGCCAGUUCUGCAUUCUAUGUUGGUAGUAGCCUAGUAGGACAUGUUAGCUUUUAACCUAGGAAUCUCCAUUUCAAUAUGUUUCAUUUCUAUUAUUAGUUUUAAUCCUUGUUUAUGUGUCUUAUUCUAUGAAUAGUGCUACUUGCACUCCACUUUUUGCCUUUCCUACAUCUACUAGUGAGGGGAAAAUAAUCACAAAAUCUUGUUAUAGCAAGAAAAUCAGAUAGAUAUAAGAGUGGAGAGUAAAUAGCACUAUUCAAGUCAUCAUAUAUAGAAUCUAGAAGGGAAGGUAGUCAGAAAUUUGGGAAUGGUAGGGAAGUCUAUGUAGCUCUAUUGGGAUUGGGUUCAACUUUUCUGCUUUUUAGCAGCAAAGAUGUAAUAGGACUUAACCUCUUCAGGUGCCAUCUUAGUAUGUUUAUUGAAAUUUUAGAUGAAAAUUCAACCUUUGUAUCA
Messenger RNA from Medicago truncatula (barrel medic), 1441 nucleotides. RefSeq names its product protein GL2-INTERACTING REPRESSOR 1. The transcript is spliced from 2 exons. NCBI's taxonomy places the organism in Eukaryota, Viridiplantae, Streptophyta, Magnoliopsida, Fabales, Fabaceae. The record is from RefSeq and is a predicted model, not a curated record. The coding region runs from base 500 to 844 and encodes 114 amino acids.